Molecule: messenger RNA, 1788 nt
Organism: Gossypium raimondii (Peruvian cotton)
Lineage: Eukaryota; Viridiplantae; Streptophyta; Magnoliopsida; Malvales; Malvaceae
Product: protein DETOXIFICATION 51
Exons: 1
Coding region: 167-1696 (509 amino acids)
Biological process (GO): xenobiotic detoxification by transmembrane export across the plasma membrane
Cellular component (GO): membrane
Molecular function (GO): xenobiotic transmembrane transporter activity; antiporter activity
Source: RefSeq, a predicted model, not a curated record
AAAAAAAAAAAAAACCCACUUGAGGUCGUCUAUUAAUAAACACAAUACCUAUCCCUUGAAGUAAAACAUAGCACAUCCAUUUUCAAACUUCAAAGUCAGAGCAAAACUAGUAAACAAAAGAACAGUGAUUUGCUUCCAACAUAUUGAUUCUUCUUCCUUUUUCAUCAUGUUUAAUCAAAUCCAUCUCUAUUUCGAUCUUAUAUCACUACCCAAUUUCAUAAAACACUUUCAAAAUCACCAUAAACUAUACCCACCGUCAAUCUCAGACACCAUAACCGAAGCUAAAGCCCUCUUCAAUCUAGCUUUUCCCAUUGCCUUAACUUCACUCAUUCUUUAUUCUCGUUCCAUCAUUUCCAUGCUCUUUCUUGGCCAUCUCGGCGAUACCCAACUCGCCGCUGGUUCAUUAGCAAUGGCCUUUGCUAACAUCACCGGCUACUCGGUUCUUUCCGGCCUUGCUUUAGGUAUGGAACCACUUUGUUCACAAGCUUUUGGUGCUCAAAGACCUAAAGUUUUAUCUUUAACACUCCAUCGUUACGUUGUUUUCCUAUUAUUUGCUUCAUUAUUGAUUUCUUUUGUUUGGUUAAAUAUGUUUAACGUUAUGGUGUUUCUUCAUCAAGAUCCUUAUAUCACCCGCAUUGGGUAUAAAUAUUUAUUAUUUUCCCUCCCUGACCUUUUCACCAAUGCUUUCGUUCUUCCAAUCAGAAUUUACCUUCGCGCACAAGGCAUCACCCACCCGGUAACCUUAUCAACCCUCGUCGCCACCGUUCUCCAUUUACCCCUCAACUUCUUGCUUGUCUCCCAUUUUAACUACGGCGUCGCCGCCGUGGCUGCCGCCGGUUCUAUAUCCAAUCUCUUCGUUCUUGUCUCCUUGGUCACUUACGUUUGGGCUUCGGGCUUGCAUGAGCCGACAUGGGAAAACCCCAGCUCGGAAUGUUUAACCGACUGGAAGCCGUUACUAAAGCUAGCCGCGCCGAGCUGCGUUUCGGUUUGUUUGGAGUGGUGGUGGUAUGAGAUAAUGAUCGUUUUGUGUGGACUUAUGGUCAACCCAAAACCGCCGGUUGCUUCAAUGGGGAUAUUGAUUCAAACGACGUCGUUUAUAUACGUUUUCCCUUCUUCAUUAAGUUUCGCGGUUUCAACGCGCGUUGGGAACGAACUAGGGGCAAACCGUCCUUAUAAAGCGAGAUUAUCAGCUGUGGUGGCGGUGUUUGUAUCAGCAACGAUGGGCCUAUCAGCAUCCACGUUUGCAUCCACUACGAAGGAUAAGUGGGCCAGGAUGUUCACUUCUGAUCCCGAGAUCCUACGGCUGACAUCCAUCGCACUUCCCAUCCUAGGGCUAUGUGAGCUCGGGAACUGUCCCCAAACUGUUAGUUGUGGGGUCCUUAGAGGAAGUGCACGUCCGACCACCGCAGCUAAUGUGAACCUCGGAGCAUUUUAUUUGGUGGGCAUGCCUAUGGCGGUUGGGCUCGGGUUUUAUGUCGGAGUCGGGUUUUCGGGUCUUUGGUUGGGUUUACUGUCGGCUCAAAUCUGCUGCGCUGGGCUUAUGUUGUAUGUGGUGGGAUCCACUGACUGGGACCUACAAGCUAAUAGGGCCCAGGUGCUGACGUGUACAGAUAGUAGAUUAUCUAAUGAUGAUUGUGAUAAUAAAGGCGAGGAAGAACAGCCAUUGAUCUGUAUUAUGGUGACUUUGGCUCCUUAAUUAAUCCAGAUUUAGUAGUAAAAUUAGAGUUUGAUAUUGUAGUAAAAAUUCUAAAUUCGAGUUUUAUGAAUAAAGAAAAUAAUAUUAAAAUA